This is a messenger RNA of Phoenix dactylifera (date palm), 1362 nucleotides long. Its product is annotated as 8-hydroxygeraniol dehydrogenase-like. The record is from RefSeq and is a predicted model, not a curated record. NCBI's taxonomy places the organism in Eukaryota, Viridiplantae, Streptophyta, Magnoliopsida, Arecales, Arecaceae. Gene Ontology annotation, molecular function: oxidoreductase activity, acting on the CH-OH group of donors, NAD or NADP as acceptor.
GGAGGAGGCGGGAAGGACAAUGGCAGCGGUUGCGACGGAGUACGGGGUGAAGGGAUCGCCGGAGACGGAGCACCCCCGGAAGGCCAUCGGGUGGGCCGCGCGGGACGACUCCGGCGUUCUCUCCCCCUUGCCCUUCUCCCGGAGGAAUAAUGGAGAUUGUGAUGUCACCAUUAAGAUACUGUUCUGUGGGAUCUGCCACUCCGACCUUCACAGCAUUAAGAAUGAAUGGAAAAAUACCAUCUUCCCAAUUAUUCCAGGGCAUGAGAUUGCGGGCAUCAUUACUGAGGUAGGGCGCAAGGUGCGGAAGUUCAAGGUCGGAGACAAGGUGGGGGUAGGGUGCAUGGUUAAUUCUUGCCACUCCUGUGACAGCUGCAAACAGGGAUUUGAGAACUACUGUCCUAGAAUGAUACUUACUUACAAUUCCAUCGACACUGAUGGAACGAAGACAUUUGGAGGUUUUUCUGAUAUGAUCGUCGUUAAUGAGCACUUCGUCAUUCGGUUCCCUGAAAAUUUGCCCCUAGACAAGGGUGCACCGCUGCUAUGCGCAGGGAUCACGGUGUACAGCCCGAUGAAAUAUUUCGGACUCAACGAAGCAGGAAAGCAUCUUGGGGUGGUUGGUCUUGGUGGCCUUGGCCAUGUGGCUGUGAAGUUUGGUAAGGCCCUUGGGAUGAAGGUCACAGUGAUCAGCUCAUCCCAGCGCAAAGAGAAGGAAGCAAUUGAAAGGUUGGGUGCUGACUUUUUCUUGGUCAGCAGUAACACUGAGCAAAUGAAGGCUGCUAUGGGCACCAUGGAUGGCAUUAUCAACACUGUGUCUGCAGACCAUUCCCUCAUGCCAUUGCUCUUACUGCUGAAGGCCCAUGGGAAGAUGAUCAUGGUCGGUUUGCCGGAGAAGCCAUUGGAGCUACCAAUUUUUCCUUUGGUUGGGGGUGGGAAGUUCGUGGCAGGCAGUUGCAUUGGAGGAAUAAAGGAUACGCAGGAGAUGAUAGACUUUGCUGGAAAGAACAAUAUAACAGCAGAGAUUGAGCUCAUUGAUAUGGAUUAUGUGAAUAAGGCAAUGGAGCGGCUUGCCAAGGCAGAUAUCAAAUAUCGAUUCGUCAUCAAUGUAGCCAACAGCUUAACUGCUGCUUAGUUUUGAGUCCCAUGGACUCCUACACCAACAUUUGCAACUAUGGUUGUCGUUUUAUGUUGAUUUCCAAUAAUUGGUCCUUAGAUUGUCCAAUCCCCGAGUUGUACUCUUUAGGGCAUAAUUCCAAGUAUUUUCUUCUCAGACUUUGAAGAAGCGCUAUCAGGUGCUCAUCAGUACAAAAUAUAAUAUGAGGCUGAUGCUCGCCAAAGCAUGGAAAAUUAAAUAAUCUUUAAGCA